AUGCCUUUCUUCCUGACCCUGGCACUGGCUCCAACUCUGCUUAGUACCUCUGAGGCCAAGUCACUAAAUGUUUACUCGGAGGAAAAGCUUGAGAAGGAGGGUCAGGUCAAGAAUAUCAGGGCAACUCUGGAUUGUGCUGCUAAGCGAAUGGUGUUAAAGACCACAGGGGGUGAGGAGGUUAUGGUGAUAGGUGAACGAAGGGAUUAUUUGUUGAAUGUGGUGUCAGCGUUGAGAGCCAAGAAGUGGAUUCGCAAGGGUUGUGAGACUUAUUUGGAAUUUGUAAGUCAGUUGGAGACUGAGGGUCUGACGGUGGAUAAAUUAAGGGUCAAGGAGGUAGAUAGUCAUAAAACAGCAUUCAGGACUAAGUAUGGUCAUUAUGAGUUUCUGGUUAUGCUUGAAGAGAAGCAUGAUAAACAUCUCCGCAUUGUACUGCAAGUAUUGAGGGAGAGGGAACUCUAUGCGAAAUUUAGUAAGUGUGAAUUCUGGUUGAGGGAGAUAACCUUCUUAGAUCAUGUUGUCUAUGCUGAAGGGAUCAAAGUGGACCCUCAAAAGAUUGAAACGAUUCUGGAGUGGAAGUCACCUAGGUCGAUGUCAGAAAUUCGGAGUUUCUUGGGUUUGGCAGGGUACUACAGAAGGCGAUAUCAUUCUGACCCUACCCAUGUCAUGCCGAUUGCAGAGAUCGAAGUGCAGCCUGAUUUGACUUUUGAGGAAGAGCCUGUGCAGAUACUGGAUCAGGAUGUUAAGGUUCUAAGAAGGAAGUACAGCUGGAGGGUGGCACGUGUGGAGGCCAUUUUGGAUGUGGAGCGUGAAGCCACUGGUGGCUGCUUGCGACGUGAGGGGAGAUGGGGCUAG
Molecule: messenger RNA, 852 nt
Organism: Gossypium arboreum
Lineage: Eukaryota; Viridiplantae; Streptophyta; Magnoliopsida; Malvales; Malvaceae
Exons: 6
Coding region: 1-852 (283 amino acids)
Source: RefSeq, a predicted model, not a curated record